AUGUCUGCUAUCUUGGAGAAGCACAGAGAAACUGAGCGCCUACACCAAUUUUUAAUGGGUUUGAAUUCAUAUUUGUACGGCUCCGUUCGCUCCAACUUACUUUCGACAGAUCCUCUUCCAACCUUGGAACGAGCUUACUCCCGGGUUGUUGAGGAAGAGCGACUUCGUUCCUCUGCCCAACGUGAGCCGCCUCCUCAUCCACCGAUGAGUUUUGCUGCUGUACAAGGUUCCGUUCCUACUGGCGAGAUUGCUGCCAUGGCAGCCGCGACCUCCUCCAAGCCACGCAGCCGAAGCUCCCGUAGGCACUUAUUCUGCACUCAUUGUAGUACUCCUGGACAUGAGAUCACUAAUUGUUAUCAACUGAUCGGUUACCCCGAAAAUUGGUCGAACUCACGUAUUUCUGGUGGGAAGGGACGUGGGCGUGGAGGAACUGGUCGUGGUUUAUGA
Molecule: messenger RNA, 447 nt
Organism: Striga hermonthica
Lineage: Eukaryota; Viridiplantae; Streptophyta; Magnoliopsida; Lamiales; Orobanchaceae
Source: the annotation of a GenBank genome assembly